This is a messenger RNA of Porites lobata, 4132 nucleotides long. Lineage: Eukaryota; Metazoa; Cnidaria; Anthozoa; Scleractinia; Poritidae. The record is from the annotation of a GenBank genome assembly.
AUGGAAGAACUCAACAGCGAUGGCUUAGAAACGUCCUCAACCAGACAAAGAAAGGAUCCAUCUCUUGAGUCCAAAACUGAACGUUUAAAGCCUCCUCACUCAUACAUCGCGCUCAUCGCAACCGCGAUUUUAAACUCGCCAGGAAAGAGACUGACACUCACGGAGAUCAACGAGUAUUUGGUUCAGCACUAUGCCUUUUUUCGAGGCCCGUACCAGGGAUGGAAAAAUUCCGUGCGGCAUAACUUGUCGUUCAACAAGUGUUUUGUUAAGAUUCUGCGCGACCCCGCGCGUCCUUGGGGCAAGGAUAAUUACUGGACAGUUAGUUCUCUGCACGAUUAUCUCUUAGCUGAUGGGACGUUCAGGAGAAGAAGAAGAAGAAAACCCAAAAGAAGAGAUGAGAGAAAUGAGUUAGGCCACAACAUUCUAUCAGGGCAGAUUUCGCCGCGAAACGACGUUAGAGAGUUUGGGAUGCACGAUAUGCAAAGAAACAUUCUAAUGAUGCCCGCUCCUUUUGAAGCCGUCAGAGCGCACUCUGGCGUCGUACAUGGUUUGCACAAUCCUGCUGCUCCCAAACAGUUUCAAGGAUCCUUCUCUAUCGACAGCAUUUUAGCGGACGAAAAGACGAGGGCAAAGGACAGAGCGCGCGCGAGAAGAACGAGUGAAACAUUUCCUGUUACAAGUGUGCUUAAUCCAAACAUUGGUAAGUUGAAUAGUGAAUUGAAAUUUCCGGUGUUUCGUUUUAAGUUUACUUUUUCCGGGAGUGGGCUCAGUCAUUUGUGCGAGCAUAAGUGUUAUGUUGAUUGUGAAAUUGUUUCCAAUCCCGUCUAAACCAAAUGCGCGUUUGAUCAUUCGGUCAUAAGGGGAACCGUCACAAAGAAUCUCACUAGGUAAACAGUCUGCAUUUAUCGUAAACUUGUUCAAAUCACAAAGCAGUUUAAUUCAUUAACAAGGCAAUAUUUCUGCAAUAAUUACAUAUUUCAAAUCAGAGCACACUUUUUUUGGUGGCCAAAUUCAGUGAAGAUUAGAUACCCAGCGACGUGGUAAAGGUGUAGGCGGAGGAUGUUCGUACAGUGAACAUACCAUUUUAAAGCGUCGUGUAAAAAAAUAAUUCGAAUAAAAUUCAAACACACUUGACCCUAUUGAAUAGUCUUUUUCCGUAUGUAAACUCGAGUGAAGAUUUACAUGUUGUUGGUAAUUCAUAAGAAAGUCCAACAGUUUACAUCUCAAGAAAAAUUAUUUUGCGCGUACUUCUAGCACAAAGUGGCAUCGCCUUAAAAGCUCUAAUUUCAGAUGUAGUUUUGACGUAUAUUUCCCGCACCGUUUUGUAUCAAUAUCCAACGUGUUAAAUGCUAUUUUGUAAACUGUGGCCUCUUUUCCAUUCCUGUGGCACACGCCUUACUGAAAGAUGCAUACUGAACAGUAUUAACCUCUGAAUAGAAUGGGCGUACUCGAAACCAAAGGACUUAAAGGAAACCGGAGCCAACAAUUCUGGCAAUUUUAUUUACACAAUUAUAUUCAUCCAAUAUGUUUGUAAUUUGCGGCCACAGAAUAGUUAAAUAACCUUUUUUCAUGAAUAGUGUGAUUGCACUAAACUGAGUUUGCUAAAAGUAGUUGAUUAACCACGCUGAAAGUGAGUCGUAGCAAGUUCCCAGUGGUAGUUCUUCCAGCACAUUCUAUCAGCUGCAAUCAAGACCCUCCCGCUCUGUAUAAAUGUUUUAAAGUAAUCUUUUUUUGGCAUGGAUUCUGUAUAAGAACAAAAAUCAUCUAAAGAAUAAUAGGCGCAAACAAUGGCCAAAAUGAUACAAAAUAAAAUAAAAUAAGUAGUUGAAGCAAAAUAAAACAGGCCAGUUCUAUGUUCGGGUAUGCCGAGAUGGUAAGCUGGACAAGAUCAAUGAACAAACUUAGACGUUUGUUAGAGAACAAGUCUUCGAGAUCAAAAGGAAGAAUAAGAACUAUCUGAUAUGUUCGCUUUAAUUUUUAGUUUCUUUUUCAAAAAUAGCUUCCAACAAUGCCUAAAACUGAAUUGACCUUCGUACAAUACUUAUGUCGUAAGAGGUUUCAUAUAUAGCCAACUCGCAACUGAGCUUUGAAGUUAACCAAGUGAAGUCAGACUGCAGUAACAAGAACACUAACAGGUAUCUAUGAAACUAAUUUUGAUGAAAAGUUACAUGGCAUCCGAACUGUGGUCCUUAAAUCGUUUUUCUAGCAAAACACGUAAGUUUAGAGUUUAAUGGUGGCGGUAUACGUAGGGGAACAAGGGUGAAGUGGAAUAAUCAGCCUAGAUCGGAUGUGAAUGAAAUGUUUACGCAUCGAAUCUCAAACUUUAAACCUUAAAAUAAACUGAAUUCUCUUGAUUUGAUGACUGAACGCUCACAGCAGGGUCGCCAAGUGAAAAAUGUGCUGAAGGGAUCAUUCAUAAAUUCCAUCUAUGUCAAAAAUCGUGAUUGCGUCCAGCAUGCAAAAAAAAGAACCUAUUGUGCACUUCAUUUGCAGGAUUAACAUGUAGGCAGCAAGACCAAGAACAAUUUGUUUUAGAAAGGCCAUUUGUUUGCCAUAAUGUGGGUCUUUUUCUGCAUCCAGUCAUACAGUUAUACUAUACUAUUAAUUCUUACUUGCUACCUAAAUUUAAUAUUGUAAUUUGUGGAUUGUCCAUGCAAAUUUUGCGAUGAUCAGUUCAGGAAAAAGGACCCGGCUUGUUCGCAGAUCGUCGUAGAUCUGAUCUAAAACCCAGGUUGAUGACGAAAAGAAGAAUUUACAUAAACGUUGGUUACCAUCUUAUUAUAAUUUAUCAGGCGUUUUUAGCGAAUUCUCGAGUUGUAUUUUCCUUAGUUGUUUAUUUCCUUAGUUUUGCCAGUUGUCUUUAAAUAAAUGUUUCGUUAUAUAUCAAAUGAUACCGAAUAACUGAAGCCUGUCUGUCUAGGUUGUUGAGAUCAUGAAAGUGGGCUCGAAACGCAUAAAAAAAAACAAUACUCAAGCAUACACAUGAAUGAGUGUGACUUGCAAUGAGUAGGUGAAUCAAUCAUUCUCACAGAACCGAAUAGGAUCGUGGCUCAGAGAAACAGUUAAACGUACUUAACUUGGUUCUGGACCAACAGAGUUAAAACGUGCCUAGUACGAUCGAACCUCCGUCAACAGCCACCUUUCUACAACGGACACUCAGUCUGUUUUUUUGUCCUGGCGGACAAAGAACCCAUACAUUGAUUCUUGUUUAAACCUCUCUAAACGUCGGCCACCUAUUUACAAUGGCCACUUUCCUCUGUCCCCAAGGUGGCCGUUGUAGAGUUCAACUGUAGUUGAAAUUACUACAUCUUUGGCAACUCAAAAGAGAGCUUUUUCAAAGUUAUGCCUUUCCGUGCUGUUGAUCUGUAUUUUCAUUGAAAUCUGGCAAGUUUUGGGUGGUGAAUUGUUGUUUUAGUAGGGAAGUUUGAAGUCUCGACGUACGAACUAUGCAUCAACACGAAAAAGCGAUGACAAGGCUGAGUUGUUCAGUUUAAUAAACGGGGAAAAAAAAUAUUUAAGUUGAAAAAAUUAAUCAUGGCACUGUCACCAACUCGAGGACGACAAUUAAAGCAAUCAGCGCAAUCGUAGCCCUUGUCGACUAAAGACACUAAACGGUCUUGUCCAAGCUUACUCUUGAGUUCAGGCCAGCUAAUAAAUCAUAGUAGUAAGACCACUUAACACUUCCUUCGUUGGUUUGACACUGAGGCAAAUCUUACGUACGCUGUUACGCAGCAGAACCUUCUGCCCUCUUUUUAUUUUUUGCGCUGAGGUAAGUGAAGUACAAUCUGAUGAGAUAUGUCUUUGUUUUGGAAGAGGUUAGAACAUUUUCUUUUAAGAGAAGACUUGAUGUAACUGUUCAUAAUAAAAGCUGUUAACUUAAGCAGGACUGAUCAUUUUUCUUUCCUUCUUAAUAGGAUCGUUCUCAGCGUCUAGAAAUGUUGUGCACUACUGUCGCGGCCCUACUCAUCAAGAACCAUCUCUUCACUAUCAGAGACCUGAACAUUUAUGCACACCGGUGAGCCCCAACGCUUUUACAAGCGGAUGCGGUGGUGCCGCAGAGAUGUGGACUUCAUUUGCAUGCCAGUGCUAUCAUUCCUGUGCUGCCUCGACUCAUUUUCACGCUUGUUACUGA